Messenger RNA from Striga asiatica, 2368 nucleotides. The record is from the annotation of a GenBank genome assembly. Lineage: Eukaryota; Viridiplantae; Streptophyta; Magnoliopsida; Lamiales; Orobanchaceae.
CAGCUAAUUUGUUGUACAAUAAUACUGUUAAAAGCCCUUCAUUUAUGUCAGCACAUGUUUGUACCUUCAUAAUUUUAUUUAUUUAUUUUCACAACACCUACUUUCAUAACACCAAAACACACACCCAUCAUUUUUUUUGGGCAUUCAACUGCCAGUCAGAAUUUCUAUAUUCCCAUGAUAAUUCCAUUUAUAAAAAGAUUCUUUUGACAUGUUCUAACAUCAAGAUUCUUUUUUACCCAUUUGUGUGUUCCAGACGGGAAAAGAAAAGCCAAAUGGAAGGAUUUUCAGACCAAAUCACAGCCCCUCUUAUAUCUAAAGAUCAACAUGAAGAGAACUCGCCUAUCAGAGAAGUGGCCCUCACGGUCUCGAUCACGGACGAUCCCUCUCUCCCGGUCCUCACGUUCCGUAUGUGGCUUCUCGGCACAUUCUCAUGCAUUCUCCUUUCCUUCCUCAAUCAGUUCUUCUGGUACCGUACGGAGCCGCUCUCCAUAACCGCCAUCUCGGCCCAAAUAGCCGUAGUCCCAUUGGGCCAGCUCAUGGCAGCUAAGAUCACGGCCCGAGUUUUCUUCAAGGGGACGAAAUGGGAAUUUAGUCUCAACCCAGGCCCGUUUAACGUCAAGGAGCAUGUUUUGAUCACCAUAUUCGCUAACUCUGGCGCGGGGACAGUGUACGCCAUUCACGUCGUGACAGCUGUCAAGGUGUUCUACAAGAAGAACAUCUCAGCCUUACAUGAGAAAGAAGCUCGGCCAAAAAGAGGCGUGACACGAACACAGUUUUUCAUCAUAUCUUUCGUGUGCAGCUUCGCUUACUACAUUUUCCCCGGCUAUCUAUUCCAAAUGCUCACAUCCCUCUCAUGGGUCUGUUGGAUCUUCCCAAAAUCAAUUCUGGCCCAACAGCUAGGAUCGGGCCUCAAUGGUCUUGGCAUAGGGGCUAUUGGGCUCGACUGGUCCACCAUCUCAUCUUACCUUGGGAGCCCGUUAGCCAGCCCAUGGUUUGCUACAGCAAAUGUGGCUGUCGGUUUUUUUUUCGUCAUGUAUGUUGUGACUCCACUAAGCUACUGGUUCAAUAUUUACGGCGCAAAGACCUUCCCGAUUUUUUCGGACGAACUUUUCACCUCGUCUGGACAGAUAUACAACAUUUCCAGCAUUAUAGACUCGAAUUUUCAUCUUGAUAAAAUGGCCUACGAGCGCGCGGGCCCUCUCCACCUCAGCACGUUUUUCGCCAUGACGUAUGGGGUGGGAUUUGCCGCGCUUAGUGCCACGGUUAUGCAUGUGGCUCUGUUUCAUGGAAGAGAAAUAUGGGAGCAAAUCAAAUCGAGUUUUAAAGAGAAGAAAAUGGACAUACACACGAAGCUGAUGAGCAAGUAUCGACAAGUACCCGAGUGGUGGUUUUGGUGCAUUCUUGCGGUUAAUAUAUCGCUCACGAUAUUCGCGUGUGAGUAUUAUGAAGAACAGCUUCAGCUUCCAUGGUGGGGUGUCGUUUUAGCCUGCGUGAUAGCCGUUUUCUUUACUCUCCCGAUCGGGAUAAUUACUGCCAUAACUAACCAGGUGGUUGGAACCUUAAUAGCGGCUUUUGUCUACUCGGGGACUGCGUGGUGGCUGAUGGAGACAAUUCCCGACAUAUGCCAGGUGUCGUCUGACGUGUGGACGUGCCCAUCGGACCAUGUUUUUUACGAUGCCUCAGUUAUAUGGGGCCUUAUCGGGCCUCGCAAGAUCUUCGGAGACGAGGGGACUUAUGCAAUGAUCAAUUGGUUUUUCUUAUUCGGGGCUUUGGCUCCCGUGCUCGUUUGGCUUGCCGCGCGGGCUUUUCCGGGUCGGGCUUGGAUAAGGCUCGUGAACAUGCCGGUUCUUAUAGGGGCUUGUGGGAUGAUGCCACCUGCCACGGCGGUUAACUACACGACGUGGAUUUUGGUCGGUUUUUUGUCGGGUUACGUUGUGUACAGUUACAGGCCCGAUUUGUGGCAACGGUAUAAUUACGUGCUGUCGGGUGGUUUGGACGCGGGAUUAGCGUUUAUGGGGGUGGUUUUGUAUCUGUGCUUGGGAUUGGAAGGGAUUGGGGUGGAUUGGUGGGGGAACGAACUCGAUGCGUGUCCGUACGCUUCGUGUCCCACGGGAAAAGGGGUCGUGUUCGAGGGAUGUCCCGUGAUGUCGUGAUAGUCGUGUUCGGGUUUCAUGAGAAAAAAAAAUAUUAUUUCAUGUUGGAUUUAUGUACAGUGUGUGGUUUCUGCUUGUGCAAUGUUGUGUUAAAGUUAAGGUGUUAGUGUUGUAUUGUAAAAUGUAAUUGAUUGUUAUGUAAUGGGACUUGUGUCACAGUGUUAGAGUCCAUUCUUUUACUAAAGCUACUGUAAAAUAGUACUAUUAAAUUAAAC